AUGGAGAAAAACAGUAAUGAGAUUGUUAUAAAGGAUUUUCGUAUUCCGAGUACCGAUGUAGAAGAUUUAGGAGUUGAUGAGUUCCAAUACCAAGAGGAGAAUAUUAAUACGAUGUCUGUCGGCAUUAUGGAAGAGAACUUGAGGGCAGAAAAGAGGACGAGACUAGAAGAUGAAGGUGAAUGGACUGUAGUAGGUAAAGAAAAAAAAGCAAAGCCGGUGUACAAUAAAAUAGAAAUUUAUAUUACAAGUACGGAAAUAUUACCUAAGCAGUUUGCUAUGGCAAAAGCGAUGGAGAAAGAUAUUUCUUAUGGUUUAAUAAGAGACGUAGACCUAGAACUGUCGAAUGAUGAAAUUCUUUUGCGGAUCACAUGCCCUAAUCGUGUGGAAAUAAUUUCUGUGUCCCGGGUUAAACGUCGUUGUACUACUGAUGGAAGUGGUUGGACGCCUAGUGGAAGUGUUCGCAUUAGUUUUAGAGGGGCUUACUUGCCGUCUCAUGUAUCAGUAGAUGGCCUAAAAAUUAAUGUAGACCGGUACGUUUUCCCCGUGUCCCAGUGCUCCAGAUGUUGGAGAUUAGGCCAUCACGUCAAUCGA
Brenthis ino (lesser marbled fritillary) is the source of this 591-nucleotide messenger RNA. The record is from the annotation of a GenBank genome assembly. Lineage: Eukaryota; Metazoa; Arthropoda; Insecta; Lepidoptera; Nymphalidae.